Messenger RNA from Sciurus carolinensis (gray squirrel), 4598 nucleotides. RefSeq names its product inositol-trisphosphate 3-kinase C (gene Itpkc). Gene Ontology annotation, cellular component: cytoplasm; nucleus. Gene Ontology annotation, biological process: inositol phosphate biosynthetic process. The coding region runs from base 122 to 2116 and encodes 664 amino acids. Gene Ontology annotation, molecular function: inositol-1,4,5-trisphosphate 3-kinase activity; inositol tetrakisphosphate kinase activity. Lineage: Eukaryota; Metazoa; Chordata; Mammalia; Rodentia; Sciuridae. The record is from RefSeq and is a predicted model, not a curated record. The transcript is spliced from 7 exons.
GGGGCAGGCCUGAGCUCUGUGGGCCGGAACUCGCGAGUCGGGGCUCCCCAGCCACACCCCUCGCAGGAUUUAAAGGGGAAGGAGGUGCCGGCCGGCCGAAGCCCGAAUCCAGGGAGCGGGCAUGAGGCGCUGCCCGUGUAGGGGAAGCCUGAACGAGGCGGAGGCCGGGGCGCUGCCCGCGGCGACCCGCAUGGGGCUGGAGGCGCCGCGAGGGGGGCGGCGGCGGCAGCCAGGACAGCAGCGACCAGGGCCUGGCGCUGGGGGCCCGGCGGCGGGGCCUGAGGGGGGCGGGCCCGGGACGUGGACUGAGGGGUCCAGCCUGCACACCGAGCCCGACAGGAUGGGCCUUGGAUCUGAACUAGGGACAGAUGGCCCGCAGACAAAAUCUUGGACAGAAGGACAGGCUGAGCCUGAAGCAGCUGGCCUGGGAUCAGAGACCGAGAGGCCCAGCCAAAACACGGAGCCGGACCGGACACAUCCUGAAAGGAGCAACCAUUGGUUAGGGUUGGAGACGGCCGGUCCCUGGAGAGAGACUGGGACAGAUGACUUUUGGACUGAUCCUCACAGAUCCGACCUCCAGUCUCAGCCAGAGAGGGCCAGCCUCUGGACACAGCCAGAGACUGAUGAACCCUGGACAGAACUAGACAUACUUGGGUGGCAGACCCAGCCAGAGAGGGUCAAGCCCUGGGCUGAUAACCUCUGGACCCAUAAGAGUAGAUCCAACCUCCGGACUGACCCAGAGGGAGCCUGUCCCUCAACAGAACUAAGUGCUGAUGGCUCUCGUAAGGAACUGUACACUGAUGUCUCCAGGGCACCACAGGAUACUGAAGACUCCUGGACAGAACCACACGCUGAUGGCUCUCGGAUACAACAGAAUACUGAAACAACCUGGACACAGCCUUGCACUGAUGGUCUCCAAACAGUACCUGAGGCAGACUGUCUUUUGGGGGAGUCCAACCAAGAUGGCUCAUUAGAGGAACCAGAACGUGGGGAGUUGGUGACUCACCUGUACCCUCACCUGGAGUGUAGCCCUCUGUGCCCUGUACCCCGCCUCAUCAUCACCCCCGAAACCCCUGAACCAGAGGCUCAGCCAAUGGGACCUCCCUCCCGAAUUGAGGGGGGCAGUGGUGGCUUCUCCUCUGCCUCUUCUUUCGACGAGUCUGAGGAUGACUUGGUGGCCGGGGGCGGAGGUACCAGCGAUCCUGAAGAUAGGUCUGGGAGCAAGCCAUGGAAGAAGCUGAAGACGGUUCUGAAGUACUCGCCCUUUGUGGUCUCCUUCCGUAAACACUACCCCUGGGUCCAGCUUUCCGGACAUGCUGGGAAUUUCCAGGCAGGAGAGGAUGGUCGGAUUCUGAAACGUUUCUGUCAAUGUGAGCAGCAGAGCCUGGAACAGCUGAUGGGAGACCCCCUGAGGCCUUUUGUCCCAGCUUACUAUGGCAUGGUGCAACGGGAUGGCCAGGCCUUCAACCAGAUGGAAGAUCUGCUGGCAGACUUUGAGGGUCCCUCCAUCAUGGACUGCAAAAUGGGCAGCAGGACCUACCUGGAAGAGGAGUUGGUGAAGGCGCGAGAACGGCCCCGGCCCCGGAAGGACAUGUAUGAGAAGAUGGUGGCUGUGGACCCCGCGGCCCCCACUCCUGAGGAGCAUGCCCAGGGUGCGGUCACCAAGCCCCGCUACAUGCAGUGGAGGGAAACCAUGAGCUCAACUUCCACCCUGGGCUUCCGGAUCGAAGGCAUCAAGAAAGCUGAUGGCACCUGCAACACCAAUUUUAAGAAGACGCAGGCACUGGAGCAGGUGACAAAGGUGCUGGAGGACUUUGUGGACAGGGACCAUGGAAUCCUGAGAAAAUAUGUGACACGCCUAGAAGAACUUCGAGAAGCUCUGGAGAACUCUCCCUUCUUCAAGACGCACGAGGUGGUGGGCAGCUCUCUCCUCUUUGUGCAUGACCACACCGGCCUGGCCAAGGUCUGGAUGAUAGACUUUGGCAAGACAAUGGCCCUGCCUAACCACCAGACGCUCAGCCAUAGGCUGCCCUGGACCGAGGGCAACCGUGAGGAUGGCUACCUCUGGGGCCUGGACAACCUGAUCCAUCUCCUUCAGGGUCUCACCCAGAGUUGACCCACUCAGCAACUACCAGGUUUAUUGGAUGGUGCCGGUCUGGCCGGAGGAGCCCCGAGAUGCUGAGGGGUCCUGUGGUUGGCAAUGGGAGAGGUGGUAUUGUAGCACAAGCCCAGUGUAGAAGGUCUGAAGGACCCUGGGAGACCAGGCAGUACCUGGCUUCCUUGCCAUGUAAGGAAUGUGACCACUCAGGGUCAUAGUGAGUCAACAGAACAAGAACUGGGUCCCCUGACUAGCCAAGAUGUCUUCCCAGGGGCUGCCAGAGGCCACAGCUAAACCACACUGCCCAAGAUCACAAGUCCGUCAUCAAAGCGUACAGGCAAGACAGUGCACAUGGCCACGUGAAUGACCUGUAACUGCCUCCUUGUCAACCUCCUCAUGCUCCUAGCUGGCUGAGCCUUGUGCCUGCUCAGGUUCAUGUCUGGUGCCCCUGAGAGUCAGGAAUCACUUGUGAAGUACAGGAUUUGCCUGUUCAUCUGAGGGAGUGAUGGCCCAGUAUCCAGCUGGAAGUCAUCCAAAUGCUGAGUGACAGAGGACGAGGGUGUGACACCGUGGGACACCUGCUAAUGCUGCCCAAGGACUGAUAAUGCUGGGUGGGGCACAGCUUACCUAUCCUGCCCUGCCUUGGCUCUGCUGGAUCCUAUUCCUCAAAGGCCUCUGCUCACUUGCAGACCCAAACCACAGCCACAUCCAGCCGUGUGGCAGCACUGUGAUCUCCACGACCUUGUUCCUUGAUGCACCAGCUGCAGCUUCAGGACUUCCUCCUCCUGCCCUGCCCCUGGGCCUGUCUGUCUCCUUCCUGUAGCAGACUGCAGCAGCAGGGACGAGUUUCCCAAGCAGGGGAAGCAAGUUUCCUCCCUGGGAAUCAGGGCUGCCUUGCUCCAGAGGGACCCCACCCAAUCCCAGCCCUCCACUCAGUGAAGCGCCAGGAUGGCCCAGAAGUACAAGUGCGUACAGCUUCUGACACGACCUUGGGUUUGCAUUUAGCCCAAACCAGACUCCAGAACCCUGGGGUGCUGCAGACAGCCCAAGUCCCAGUGUGCCAGCACCCGUGACUUUGGUUUCCUGGCCCCGGAGGAUGGGCCUGGGGAAGACAGGUACCUAACUCUUCCCUAAACUGAAGCCCUAAUGUCUUCCAGGGCUGAGGCAUGUCCUCCUUUUCUACUGACCAUCUUUAUACUUAUUUAUACAUGAGGUAGUUGUUAGAUGGGGUGGUUAUUAAGAGGCAAAAUGGCUUCACUGUGCCUCCCACCCAUGACAACACCCCAAUAAACAGGACAAAGUAAAUGCUAUAUUCUUUUUCAUAUCUGGGAGUAUGGGCUCAACUCCACACGUUCUGGGCAUACUGCUGGGAGGGGUAAUGACCACUUUGGAACAGGCAGGCUCAGGGUCAGCCAGCUGGUUCACCCGCUGAGUGCUCUUGUUGUGCCUGGCUCUGCUGGACAAUGCAGGGGACACAGUGGUGAUGAAGACAGCUCCCAGCCCUGCUCUCAGGGCUCCCAUGACAGGGCACUAGAGGGACAGUGCCAGCCAAAAUAGCUGGGAUGGGAAUGAACCUCUUCCUCAUCCCAUUCACUGGUUAGAAAUGCUACACUGUUGUUUCCCUAAGGGACUUUGUGUGAGGUGCUGCAAGGACACUGCAGCGACAAAUACCUGUUCCUUCCCUUUCACAGUGGAGGUGAUAGGUUCUCAUUAAUCUAGGAAUCCUAGCACUAGCAGCGUGCAUGGUGGUGCACCCCUGUUACACAGUGAUUCAGGAGGUGAAGCAGAAUUGUGUCUAGCAACUAAGCAAGACCAUCUCAAAAUGAAAAAAAGGGUUGGGGAUGUAGCUCCAUAGAAAAGUGCCCUAUUACCCUCCCCCCACAAAAAAAGAAUCACAAUACUCAAUCACUCAUAUAUGUUUGUACAGACAGAUGGAAAGAAUAGUUUGUGGUCAGCACCAUCAUGAGGUUCAGGGAGCUGUGAGGCGGCCUCGCUGGUGACUAGACACUAUCUGUUUUGAAUCUUGAUUCUGCCACUUGCCAGCCAUGUGAUUUGGGGCCUCCACUUCUUUGGCCCUCAGUCUGUCAAACUGGGGAGGGAUGGUUUGCUAUGGUUUGAAAAUAUCCCUCCAAAGUUCAUGUGUGAGAAACCUCACCCCAAUUCCUGUUAAUGCUAUCUGCAGGUGGGUCCUUCAAGAGGCAACCAGAAUUAGAUGAGGUCAUGAGGGUGGGUCCCUGUGACAGCAGAAGUAGCUUUAUAAGAGGAAGAGAGACCUGAGCUGGCAUUUUGCUGUCUUGCAGUUAUGAUGCCCUCCACCUUGUUAAGAAAGAGCAAGGAGCCCGGCGAGGUGUACAUGCCUGUAAUCCCAGACUUGGAAGGUGUAGGUAAGAGGCUAAGUUCAAGGCCAGCCUCAGUGACUUAGCCAGACCUUGUCUCAAAACAAAAACAAAAAGAGCUGGUGGAGGCAGCUCAUGGGUACAGCACUUGCCUUGCACGUGUG